Molecule: messenger RNA, 4393 nt
Organism: Syngnathoides biaculeatus (alligator pipefish)
Lineage: Eukaryota; Metazoa; Chordata; Actinopteri; Syngnathiformes; Syngnathidae
Gene: lingo1b
Product: leucine rich repeat and Ig domain containing 1b
Exons: 2
Coding region: 172-2019 (615 amino acids)
Cellular component (GO): plasma membrane
Molecular function (GO): protein binding
Source: RefSeq, a predicted model, not a curated record
UCAGUAAGACACUUUAAUAGAAGUUAUUUUACGAACCAUCCAUUUUCUGAGCCGCUUAUCCUGACAAUCGGUUGAAAUGCGGAAUACACCCUGAACUGGCCACCAGCCGAUUACAAGGCAUAUAGUAAUUUUUCAUAGAGGAUAAAAAAAUAUGUGCCUGUUCACAGUAGGAUGGUCUCUGCUGAGGCAGGGGGCCACAGCUACCUAGUGGCAUGUUGGCAGCCCAUCCUAGUCCUGAUGCUGGGCACCGUCCUCUCUGGCUCAACCACUGGAUGCCCCUCCCGAUGUGACUGCAAUGCCCAAGAGCGCUCGGUCGUGUGCCAUCGAAGACGAUUGGCUACUUUUCCUGAGGGCAUUCCCACUGAAACAAAGCUCCUGGAUCUGAGCAAGAAUCGUGUAAAACUUCUUGGGCCAGAGGAAUUUAUCAACUACCCACAGCUGGAAGAGCUGCAGCUAAAUGAAAACAUCAUUUCCUCUAUUGAGUCAGGGGCUUUUAGCAACCUCAUGAAUCUACGGAAUCUCGGGUUGCGCAACAACCAGUUGAAGCUCAUUCAGCUUGGGGUGUUCACAGGCCUUAAUAACCUUACGCAUCUGGAUAUUAGUGAGAAUAAAAUUGUCAUUCUGCUGGACUACAUGUUCCAGGAGCUCUACAACUUGAGGGUACUGGAAGUCGGUGACAAUGACCUCGUUUUCAUUUCACCACGAUCGUUUCAUGGCCUCAGCAAUCUUGAAACCCUCAACAUUGAGGGUUACAAGCUGUCUUCAGUGCCUACUGAUGCCCUGAGCCAUCUGCACAACCUCCUGUCACUGCGAUUACGGUAUCUAAACAUCACUGCCAUUAGGGAUUACUCAUUUAAGCGUCUGUAUAGGCUCCGAGCUCUAGAAAUAUCACAGAUGCCUUCCCUGGAUACCAUGACCCCAAAAUGCUUGUUCGGAAUGAAUUUAACAUCUUUAGCAAUAACUAAUUGUAAUUUUACUGCCAUCCCUUACAAGGCUAUCAGUCAUCUAAGUUAUUUACGAUUUCUAAACAUGUCUUUUAAUCCCAUUCUUACUGUUGAAGGGAACCAACUUCACAAUCUACAGAAGCUCCAGGUUUUUCAUUUGGCUGGUGGAAGAUUAAUUACCAUUGAGCCUUACUCUUUUCGUGGACUAAAUCAUAUGCACAUUCUUAACGUUUCUAGUAAUAGAUUGAGCACCUUGGAGGAGUCUGUCUUCCACUCAGUGGGUAAUUUGGAAACUCUGGCUUUGCAUGACAACCCUUUGGCCUGCGACUGUCGCUUGCUCUGGGUUUUUCGGCGACGGUGGAGAUUGAACUUUAAUAGACAGCAGCCCAUCUGUGCAUCACCUGAUGUUGUGCAGGGAAAGGAGUUCAAGGACUUCCCAGAUAUCCUUCCUUCUGAUUAUUUCAUCUGCCAUAAAUCUAAGAUUGUGGAUAACAAGGUUCAAGAGAGCCAUGUGGAUGAAGGAACUACAGUCAGUUUUACUUGCCAAGCUGAGGGUGAGCCAGCCCCUGUAAUCAUGUGGCUUUCUCCUAAGAAAGACUACAUCACCACCAAAACUGUGGGGACAAGGCUUUCUGUGUCCGAUGAUGGCGAACUAGAGGUUCGUUAUGCCCAAAUCCAAGACAAUGGGACCUACUUGUGCAUUGCAAGCAAUGCAGCAGGCAAUGACACAAAAGUUGCUCAUCUCUUUGUGCACAGCUACUCCCCUAAUUGGCCCCAUCAACCCAACAAGACAUUUGCCUUCAUUUCCAACCAACCCAGCGAUGAAGGAGCCAAUGUGACCCGGACCACAAUUCCAUUUCCGUUCGAUGUAAAGACCCUAAUGAUUGCUACCACAAUGGGGUUCAUCUCAUUCCUUGGUGUAGUACUCUUUUGUCUUGUAAUUCUUUUCCUCUGGAGCAGAGGGAAAAACAACACAAAACCAAGUAUAGAGGUUGAGUAUGUGCCACGCAAAGAAGAAACAGAAGAGGCUAGUCCAGCAGAGACACCCAUACAGUUCAACAUGAAAAUCAUGUGAACCCUAAAAAGUGAUCAAACACUGGAGAGUUACUGGAUGAACUCCAGUUGGGAUGCACAUUCUUUGCUUCAAAUGUUUAACAGUACUUGUGUGAUAGCAAUUACACAGCUGCAAACCCAUCUUGACUCUAUGUACUUACUGUUAUUUUUUACAAAAAGAACUUGUUGCAUAACUGUAAACACUGUACUGGCAAUACUCUAGUGUGUUAACAUGCACACAUAUACUGUAUUGGAUACGUGCCUGUAACCAAAUUAAGGUAAUAGUCAAUGAGAAGCACAAGUGUUACAAGUUCCCAUAAGCAUUAAAUAAAUACAUCAAUAAUGCUACUAGAGUAUCUUCUUAUCAGCACAGAAUAAGCAAGCAUAAAUUCUCUUUCAGAUAUACAAUGCCUAUUAAACACUGUUCCUGUUAGCCUUAAUGUGCCUAUUGUCCCAACACAAAAUGAAUAAUAUAAAGGGCAUUACUAUUUUGUUGUUUAAUAAAGCAAGUACUAUAUUGAAUGUAUGAAUUCCUAAUUUGAGAAUAAGGCCAUGUCAAAUCCAAGAUUGGCCGGUCAGCUAAUGACAUUUACAUAUGUGAAGUGAAGCAAGUCACAGACAGUGUAGCGGUACAAGUACUGUACGUUGGCCCGGCUUCAGUGGAGGAAUUUUUGGUUCAGUUUCAACUAAGUGACAGCAUGAUACUGACUGAGAAUGUUUAUCUGUCUGUCUGGUGUGCACUAUGACUGACCGGUGACCGGUCCAGAGUGUAGUCUGCCUACUCAAAGUCAGGCGGGAAAGACUCCAGCUUCCUGCAUCUCUAAAUGGGAUAAGUGAUAUGGAUUUGAAAAUGGAUGGAUACAUUGCUAUUUGAAGAGAUCAAAACACUAACUUAAUGAUUUUAUUGACAGCGGCAUAUUCUGAUGAGCCCGUCUAACAGCCAUUUGUAUUUGUUUAUUUGUGCAAUGUCUUAAUUUUUCCACAUAUGACUGAAGAUGUAUAUGUAAACAAGCUAAAUGUUUGUAAAAGACUGUUUAUUCAACAUUGAAAUUUGUGUUCCAUUUAUUCAGCUUUAAUGGUCAAGCAUGAUAAAUAAAAUUUUCCUUAAUCUGGUUACACUGCAUGAUAAUAAAUAGUGUGCAUGUUAACACACCAAGAACAGUAUGAGUACAGUAUGUAAUAUUUUCCUGCAGCAAAGAAAAUAUCUCAGAUGUUUUGACAUGUUGUGACAAAUGCUUUGUUGUUGUUGGUUUGUUUUCGUUUUACAUAUUUCUUUCCAAUGGUUUUCGUGGAUGUGGGAUUUCAGCAUAUUGUAUAACUUCAACAGCAAAUUUACAUAUUAAAAACUAUAUUUGGUGUACCUUGUUCAAGAGAGAAAGCAGGGAUAUUGUUUAAGUUCCCAACACUUGUUCAAAAAUCACCAAAUGAGUAGUAUACAAGAUAACUGAUUUGAAAUAAAAUAUAAUCUAGUGCUAAAGGUAUAGGGGCAAUAGUAGCUGUUUUUUUUGAGUGAGAAAAUCUUAAAUUGUUGCUAUUAUUUCCAUAAAUGUAAAAACAGUGGGAACACUAACAUUCUCGUCCACAACAAAACAUAAAGAAAAUGCACACAAUUUGCUAUUUAUUUGCAGCACACGGGCUUCAAAUUUAUUCAACAGUACAUAUUGCUGCUGUUGGGCGGAAUUCUCACAUCGCUAAAACCAAGAUUUUUCAGGAAACCCAAAAAACCGCAUGUUUGUUGAGCAAUUAACAGUGUAUCUUCAAAGCGAGCAAGCCAUUUUCAGCGGGUUAAGGAUGGUCAAUAGUUUGUCAAACUAACAGAAUAAUGAUUCGUGAAAUCAUAUGAAAUUGACAAAAUGUGAUCAGAGGGGUUUUCUGUCCGACAGUUAGAAUUUAUGACAAUGUUAAUAAUUUUUUUUUCUGUUUAGUUUGCAGCGAAGUUUUUCACAUUUUUUUCUCCUGUAUAUUUAGAUAACUGCUAUCAAUUUUUGACAGGUUUUAUAAUUAGUUGUCAAGUGAGCUUGGUUUAAGAAAAAAUACUGAAGGAGAUUAUUACACAAUAUUAAAUAAUGAACAUUCUGCUGGUCAAAAGUGUAGAAUGGCCCAUUGCCUUGCAGAAGGAAUGGAAACAAUACAUGUAAAAAAAAAAACAAAAUCCUUGUAAUCUAAUGUUAAAUAAUUUGUGUGUGGUUCUGAGGGCAAACAUAUUUGUUGCGAUAAAGGCGUAGGAUGGAAAGUUUCUGUCAGGAAAAAGGAUUUUAUUAUAAGAGCUAAAAAUCCAUUGUGGAGCAGCAACCAGGCAUUUCAAGCUGUUAGUGUCAUUUGGUGGCCCAAGAACCUCUCCUCCUCCAAAGUCUUGCAGUCUUGCAUAAAGCUGUAUUUCGUCCAUCUUGAACCAA